AUGACUAUUUUUAAUUGGCCCCUGCUGCUUUAUGAGAUCGAGAAGUGCGAAGAACGGAGGACAAAAUUUUAAUGGAGGUGAUGCGCCACGCUUCAACCUUCCUCCUCCCCUCAUCAUCAGAAGCCACAGACGAUCUCCCCUCGUCUGUGCAUGCCCUCAUUAUCCUUAACCAGCGACUCCCUGGCCUUGCUCCUCUCCUUUGGGAACGAGCAAAGCUGAGGGUUUGCGCGGAUGGAGGGGCAAACAGACUUUUUGAUGGAAUGCCGGAGUUUUUUCCCGAUGAAGAUCCCGGGGAAGUUAGGCGCAGGUACAAGCCAGAUUUAGUUAAUGGUGAUAUGGAUUCAAUAAGAGCGGAAGUGAAGGAUUACUAUUCUGAUUUGGGGGUUAAGAUAUUGGAUGAGUCUCAUGACCAAGACACAACCGACUUACACAAGUGUGUAGCUUUCGUUUGUGAUGGCCAACACAUCUUGGAGAAAUCAAAUCUUUGUAUUCUUGUGCUGGGAGCGCUCGGGGGAAGAUUCGAUCAUGAAAUUGGCAACAUUAAUGUGCUUUAUCGGUUCUCAAACAUGCGCAUUAUUCUCUUGUCAGAAGAUUGCUUGAUUUAUCUUCUCCCAAAAACUCAUCGCCAUGAGAUCUACAUAGAGCCGUCUGUGGAAGGCCCCCACUGUGGCCUUAUCCCUGUUGGUGCACCAUCAACAAGUACUACUACAACUGGUCUACAAUGGAAUCUAUCUAAAACAGGUAUGCAUUUUGGUGGAUUAGUGAGCACAUCUAACAUUGUGCGCGAAGCGAAAAUUACAGUUCAUUCUGAUGUAGAUCUCUUAUGGACAAUUAGCAUCAGGAAACCAAGCUAAUUAAGGCUUCGUUUUGGACGGCGUUCUUACUGUUUCUUAAAGCAGCUUUGUAGUAUAAAAGUUUUGGAUUUUUAAUUAAAAAUUUGCUUUAAGAAGCAGUAAGAAAAUCGUCCCAAACGAAACCUAAUUAAUGCUUCUAUUGGUUGUUAAUAUCUUUGAAAAUCAUAGCUGAUUGCAUAGCAUAAUUCUUGCUUGUAAAUGAGAAUAUUAAACAUGAACAGUUAACGCAAAAAUGUUGCUCGUGAUUUGUGUAAGCUGUGCUUUCUCAUUA
Molecule: messenger RNA, 1125 nt
Organism: Dendrobium catenatum
Lineage: Eukaryota; Viridiplantae; Streptophyta; Magnoliopsida; Asparagales; Orchidaceae
Product: thiamine pyrophosphokinase 3-like
Exons: 6
Coding region: 72-854 (260 amino acids)
Biological process (GO): thiamine metabolic process; thiamine diphosphate biosynthetic process
Molecular function (GO): thiamine binding; ATP binding; thiamine diphosphokinase activity
Source: RefSeq, a predicted model, not a curated record